Westerdykella ornata is the source of this 2050-nucleotide messenger RNA. RefSeq names its product PLP-dependent transferase. Gene Ontology annotation, molecular function: aromatic-amino-acid:2-oxoglutarate transaminase activity; pyridoxal phosphate binding; L-2-aminoadipate:2-oxoglutarate transaminase activity. Gene Ontology annotation, biological process: L-tyrosine biosynthetic process; aromatic amino acid catabolic process. The transcript is spliced from 2 exons. The coding region runs from base 215 to 1837 and encodes 540 amino acids. NCBI's taxonomy places the organism in Eukaryota, Fungi, Ascomycota, Dothideomycetes, Pleosporales, Sporormiaceae. The record is from RefSeq and is a predicted model, not a curated record.
CUUUGCUCUCGUCCGCAAAUUCCCCGAUCUGCCAUUAUUGUCAAAGGGCGUAGUGAUCACAGGGCGUGGUGAGGAGGAUUAGUGCUGGUAUAAGAUUGAGAUUUUCUCUCGAUUCCUUGGGCCUUUUUCCAUUACCCUCUCCGAAUCUCAGCUCAGGGAGAAUUCUCAAUUCCUACUACUUCUCAUUCCUUCCAACACCAACUCUACUUACAGCAUGGCCCCGCCUGCAGCAAUUGAAGUCAACGCCGUGACCGACACCACGGCCAUCACCCUCCCGGACCCGCUCAAGGCCCCCAUCCCCAAGAGCAACGACAUCUACGGCCGCCGCAGAAAAGCAGACAAGUCGCAAUGGGGCACCGCCGCCCCCGCCGACAGCGCCAACUUCCGUCAGGGCAACUACGACGACAAGCCCAUGGCUAGACGCUGGGACCACUACCUCUCCAACGAAGCCAGAACCCGCAAAGGCAACAACCUCAAAAAGGCCGCCCGCUUCCUCGGCACACCGGGCCUCAUCUCCCUGGGCGGCGGCCUCCCCUCGAGCGAAUACUUCCCCUUUGAGGAACUCUCCAUCAAAGUGCCUACCAUCGGCCACUUCUCCGAGGCCGAAACCCGCGAGUCCGGCGUCGUCAUUACGGCAGGGAAAAACGACCUCGCAAACGACAAGUCCAUCUUCGACAUCGCCACGGCCUUCAAUUAUGGCCAGGGCUGCGGUGCUGCGCAGUUGCUCCGGUGGAUCACCGAGCACACGGAACUGGUGCAUAGGCCCCCGUAUCAGGACUGGAGGUGCACGAUGAGUAUCGGGAGUACGUCGGGUCUGGACAUGGCGUUCCGCAUGCUCUCGCGCCCGGGCGACAUGGUCCUCUCCGAAGACUACACCUUCGCGGCCGCCGUCGAGACGGCUCUCCCCAUGGGUCUGCGACUCGCCGGCGUCCCCAUGGACGAGCAAGGUCUGCUCCCCGAGGCAAUGGACCACAUCCUUUCCACCUGGGACGUCUCCGCCCGCGGCGCCCGGAAACCGCACCUCCUGUACACUGUCCCUACUGGGCAGAACCCGACCGGCGCAACGCAGAGCGCCGAGCGGAGAAGGGAAAUCUACAAGGUCUGCCAGAAGCACGACAUUUACAUCAUCGAAGACGAGCCCUACUACUUCCUGCAAAUGGCGCCCUAUACCUCGUCUUCGGAACCCGAUCCACCGCAACCCUCCUCUCAUGCCGAGUUCCUCGCCUCCCUGGUCCCCAGCUUCCUCUCCCUCGACACCGACGGCCGCGUCAUGCGCCUCGACUCCUUCUCCAAGGUCAUCUCGCCCGGCAGCCGAAUCGGCUGGAUCACCGCGAGCCAGCAGAUCGUCGCGUGCUACCAGAAACACGCCGACCUCUCGACGCAGAACCCGUCGGGCAUGUCGCAGCUGAUUGUGUGGAAGCUGCUCGACGAGCACUGGGGCCACGCCGGCUACCUCGACUGGCUCAUCUUCAUCCGCAAGGAGUACACGCGCCGCCGCAACGUCAUCCUGGGCGCCUGCGAAAAGUACCUGCCGCGCGAGGUCGUGAGCUGGAAACCCCCCAUGGCGGGCAUGUUCCACUGGAUGCAGAUCGACUACACCAAGCACCCGGAUUACCGCACAAAGACCGUCGAGGAGAUUGAGGAGAGUAUCUUUAUGAGGUGUAUAGAGGAGGGCGCGCUCGUCAUGCGGGGCAGCUGGUUCUAUGCGGAUCCCGACGAGGAGCAUUCGACUAUGUUUUUCCGGGCGACGUAUGCGGCGGCUGAGGGGCAUAAGAUUGAGGAGGGGGUCAGGCGGGUGGGGAGGGCGGUGAGGAGGGAGUUUGGGUUGGAGGAAUAAAGGGGAGAUGAGAGUGGGGAGGGAGAUCUAGUGAGACGGGGAAAUAGAUUGUGUAUAGCUGUGGCGGCAUAUCUGACCUUACGAAUACCUAGAGUUACGGAAAAGGCAGGGAGCGCUUGGAUUUCAGGGCGAUGUGGGCGGCUUUUUAUGAUUUUCUAUGCAUGCAUGAGUGGAGUGAUUAGGGGACUGAAAUAAUUCAAAUACAUAUACGUU